CGCUGAGUGCUGGAUGUUGAGAGAACAGCACAUGCUGCAUGGGAUGAACUUGGAUAGAAACAUUUCUCCAAACUGAAGGAGAAGGGAAUGGAUCCAGAGUCCUCCGCCCCUCAACACUGAAGACAUAAAAGAACAAGGAAGUCAGCAGAGCAGAUAUACAGAGGAAAAAAAUAGAGAGAUUUAUUCGUCGUCUGAUAUAUGGAGCUUUAACAUGGGAUGAGCUCCUGAAAUCUGCAACUUAAGUACCUCCCUAAAGGAACUUCCUGUUUAUGGCCAGCUGUGCCCCAGUGUAUCCUGACUGAGUGCCUGACCAGAUCCUGGCCUCUGAGCUCUGACCCCCUAACCCUGCAGGGGAAGGGGGGGUGGACUGGGAGAAAAUGCGGUAUACCACCCUCUUGGCCCUGCUGGCAGGGGUCGUGCUGUACCUGGUGAUGGGAGCGCUUGUUUUCGGCACCCUGGAGAUUCCCAAGGAGCGUUUGGCCUACCAUAAGCUGCUCGAUACCAAGUACGCGUUCCUGGAGAAUAAGUCCUGUGUCAACGAGCAGGACUUCCACAAGCUUGUGAAGGGAGUGGUGUCUGCGGUGGAGGCAGGCCUGGAUGUGUACAACCUUCAUAAAAACUUCACCAGCCGCUGGGACCCAGCCUCCGCCUUCUUCUUCUGUGGUACCAUCAUUACCACCAUAGGUUUUGGGAAUCUGUCUCCUCGGACAUGGUACGGCCAGUUGUUCUGUGUGUGCUACGCCCUGGUCGGCAUCCCCAUGUUUGGCAUACUGCUCGCUGGAGUUGGCGACCACAUGGGCACGGUGCUGCGGAGAACUGUGGCAAAAAUUGAGACCCUCUUUCUGAAGCGUAAAGUCAGGCCGACCACUGUGCGCGUCAUCUCAGCCGUGCUCUCCAUCCUCAUUGGGUGUCUGAUCUUCCUUGCCGUGCCAACAGUCGUGUUUCAGAAAGUAGAGGACUGGACGUUUUUGGAGUCGCUCUAUUUUGUGGUCAUCACUCUCACUACUGUUGGCUUCGGAGACUUCGUACCAGGUGGCCGUGAGGACGGCGUCUGGUUCUUCAAGCCUCUGGUGUGGUUGUGGAUCGUGUUUGGUCUCGCCUACUUUGCCUCCAUCCUUACCAUGAUUGGCAACUGGCUGAGGGUGCUGUCUAAGAGGACCCGGGCUGAGAUGGAGGAGUUGAGGGCUCACGCUACAGACUGGACUCAGAACAUCCAGAACAUGUCCAUGGACUUCCGCAUCCCAAACCCUCUGGAGUUCAACGACCCUUUCCUCCUGCAGCGCCGGCGCUGGAAACGCAGUGAACGUCGCCGAAUCCGUCGGGGAGCCCAGGGCACCCUGGGAUACUUGGCUAGAGGAGGCUCCGAGAAUGGACACCUGCCGAACCGCUGGGCCGGCCUGUCCAGCUCCAUGAGCCAGCUGGAGGCACAUUCGUCUCUUGAGAGGGCGUUGGUGACCAAGUCCAGGCCACGGGUCAGCGCCAGCGGAGGUGGAACGGUCCCGAGAGCGGGGCCUGCAGUGAGGGUUGACCCCGCUGUGGAUCUGCAGGUGGACAGCAGGUCAUUUCCUCACCUGCUGGCCCGCUCCUUCUCCCUCCCUGUGGCCCGCUCCACCUCAGAGCUGGACUCAGCAGUUGCAGCCAUGCAGGAAGGAUCCUUUUCUGGAUCUGAGUCUCCUUUUGACUCCAGAUCAGACGUGUCCUCUGUGUCCUCGUCCUUCUUGGCGCUCUGCAAGUUCCGAACCUGCCGCACAGUCAGCAGCAUGGAGGAGGGAGGAGCGAGAGCUGCAGACAAGAACGCAGCAGAAAAGAAAGACAAACUGAUUCCAGCACAGAAAUAUGGAACUGUGGCCAUCGUCAGCCACAGACGCACAACCGCUCCUGCUUUGCUCCCUCGCUUCUCCACGCUUCCUUCUUCUCCUUCUCGCCACUCAAUCGUCCUUCCCUCCCCUCCCCUCCACGCUGCCUCCUCACCCAGCUGCCAGCUGCUGGAUUUCUUCGGAGAGAACCUGGCGUACAUCGACGAGUCUUCAGACACUCUGAGCGACCGUGCACAGCCAGGAGGAGGCGAGGAGAGGAGGAGGCGGCCACGAAAGCCCAAGAGGAGGAGCAUGAGGAGGCAGCUGCCACACAGGUGGAGCCCCACGCAGGUGAGGAGGCCCAGUGGCGACAUGCGGCCGCCUUCAAAUCCCCCCACGCCCCCUCCAGACUCCUCUCUGUCAGACGUUCCUCAAUCAGAGAACCAAGCAGGUUCAGCACCGACACUCUGAUGACUCUCACAACAUGUUGCACACUCAUAGUAUAUACAAACCUCACCAUCAUGACUAUAGCUGAUGUUCCAGGAUAUUUUUUUAAGGUUUUAAAGUUAGCCUCACAAAGCUCAGUACACAUUUGUUGGGACAGGGAAUCCAUGACAGCUGCUUCUCUACAGACAUGACGAUGAUAAGACAUGAAGCUGUCGUACGCCAGACUGAGCUCUGAUUAACUUGUGGUCUUAACAGCACUUGGGCAAUUACCAGAAACAAGUUACAAGAUGUAAUGUGGAAACACCAUGGAUACAGGAUGUGUUGUAUUAUAUUUCAGAGCAUUCAAAUAACAUGUUGACAGCUGUUUCCAGUAUUUUAGGGACAAUGGAAAGUAAAAAACACAGAUAAUGUGUAUCUAAUUUUUUGCACUUUGUUGCACUUGUUGUUGUUCAAACUUGAGGGGUUUUACAUUAUUUUUUUCCAGAUUAUUUCAAUACAACAUAAUUGUAGCACAAGUGCUGUAUCAUGCAAUGGUAACCGCUGCAAAAUUGGGUGAGUUCUUUAUUGGCUCAUGUUAAAACCUACCAAGUUAAAUGAAAAUCUGGCCAGAAUAUUUUUUUUUGUAAUCCUGCUGACAAACAGACAAACAAACACAUUUCCUUUGCACAGGUAAUAAAACUAAAGAUGCCUUUCAAACGAGGGACUCAUGCUUUUGCGUUUUAAAAAUUGACCACACCUGGUGUGUAAACAGUUUGACUCAUAGUCUCUUUAAACCACCGAAACUUGUGACAGACAUCUUUACACAUAAUUAUCUACUUUGUUGAUCUGUCUAUCAGCCGCUGAGCUCAAUCGGUUCUUGGCAGACGCAUUCAGCAUUAACUCUCAGAUUUAAGUCAGCUUUGUGAGGCGGACUCUUGGCGACUGACUAAUAGCCUCAAAUCAGUGCAGGGUUUUGAAACCAAUCCGAAGUAUGACCCUUUUUCCAGAAUACAGUAUUAAAGGGGGGAAGGAGUGCAAGAGCAGAAGAAUAUUUUUUAUAAAGUUAAUGUACUUAAUCAGAAACCGGUUAAGUGAUCUAACAAACAAAAUUGAACAAGACUUGAUGCGUGAGGAUCUGGGUGGCUUACCACUCCGGCUAAAAAUGUUCCCUGGGGGAAAACCCUGCAGUGGGUGGAGAACCACAACAACAGUACAUCAUCAUCAAAGCACAGCAGGGCCAUCACUCACACCCUCAGACCAGAGUCGGUCCUCUGUGUGACUAUUAAAAAAUGUCUAAGAUUUAAACUGUCCAGCUGUUGAAGGCAGGAAGCAGGUGGUUAACUGCUGGUUCAUGAUACUGCUCUUGAAUGUUUUAAAGGGUUAAAAAGGGUAAAAGUCAGAUCCAGUUACUGUCCACUGCUUUGUUAAACCUUUUGUGCCUCUUACACCAUGAUAAGCAUCUCUGUGUACUCGCCUAAAGCUAUGAAGGCAAAACUAAAGAUACUUUGGUUUGUGGUGUUUACCAACUAUACUCUCAAGUAGGGGUGUCACAAUUCUAUUCAAUAUUUACUUGACACUUUUUUCAACUCUUAAGGCUAUACCAUUGUUAGACUAUCAAGUCUUGAUUAAGAAAGAUCAACAUGACAUUGGUUUUUAUCACCUGACAACUGUCAUUCACUGUCAUUCAUUUUCAAAUUCAGGUGUGAUAAAACAGCCAUAUUUUUGUGGAAUACGGUGAAAUCUCUGAUUUGAAUCUACUGAUUUAAUCAAUUCUGCUUUUGAUUUCAAUAAUUUUUUAUUUUUUAUUUUUCAUACAUAAUUGAAACCGUGCAGCCCCUACUAUAAAGUGUACUUAAUGGUAUGAUUUGUAACAU
Centropristis striata (black sea bass) is the source of this 4096-nucleotide messenger RNA. RefSeq names its product potassium channel, subfamily K, member 4a (gene kcnk4a). The transcript is spliced from 8 exons. The record is from RefSeq and is a predicted model, not a curated record. Lineage: Eukaryota; Metazoa; Chordata; Actinopteri; Perciformes; Serranidae. Gene Ontology annotation, cellular component: membrane. Gene Ontology annotation, molecular function: potassium ion leak channel activity. The coding region runs from base 378 to 2267 and encodes 629 amino acids. Gene Ontology annotation, biological process: potassium ion transmembrane transport; stabilization of membrane potential.